Molecule: messenger RNA, 842 nt
Organism: Haliotis rubra (blacklip abalone)
Lineage: Eukaryota; Metazoa; Mollusca; Gastropoda; Lepetellida; Haliotidae
Exons: 6
Coding region: 82-816 (244 amino acids)
Molecular function (GO): zinc ion binding
Source: RefSeq, a predicted model, not a curated record
GAGAGUUAACCACGCCCCCAAAAGAAAGGGAGAUAACUCUCAAAAGGUCCAACAACAUAGCUGUCAAAACCAACUGUCAAAAUGGCAGUCGUGAUAACGUUUAGAGACAUUCCCGAUGAUAUUGGCCCGAAAUAUUUGCCUUAUGAACCUCCUUUGCGGCAAAAACAACGUGGAGUGGCUUUUAGUUCGGCCUCAUACCUUUAUUCCGUUACUUUCCAUUCAUGUUGUGAUAAUAUCAUGUCAAUUUGCGGGAGGAUUUAUAGAAGUCAACGGAAAACCGAAGCUCCUCAUGUAAUCAACUUGUCCCUUGACAGAAUUCACAAAUCGUUCACUGACGCCCAUUGUAGCUGCAAAUGUGGUGCAAGUGGAAAGUGUUCCCAUGUACUGGCACUUGUCCCGAUACUGGAAGGCUGGAAGAUAUCAGGCUAUCAAGCCAUUCCUUCACAGCCCUCUUCAACUAGCCUGCCUCAGCAGUGGGAUAAACCAAGGGGACCAAAGAUUGAAUCUGAAGCAGUGACACAGAUAAUUAUUGCCAGGCCUGGAAAUCUUAAUAGGACAAGGAGACCUGUGAUGGCCACAUUCAAUGACAACAGGAAAGUUCAAAUACAGGAGUCUGACAUGUCUCUGCUGCACAGUAUGAAGGGAUUCCCUAUUUCAUACCUGACAGAUACAUGUACCAGCACCAGUCAGACAGUUCACACACCAAUAGGUCCUCAGGUUGUUGGAUCAACUCUUGGACAUCAAGCACCCCUAAUCAGACCAAUAGUGGUUCCAAAGAUGGAGGACAGUGGUUUCUUCGUGUUUUGUGAGCACUGAAAGGGCUUUGGACACGAUGAACUUUG